AAGACCUUACAUACACAUUUUAAGCUUGACGUCAUUUCUUAACUUCUGUGACUACAGGACAUUUGAUCGAUCAGUGAAACUGCAACUUUUUUCCAUUUUAUGAAUCUCACAGGAGUUCACCAAGGGGAAUCAUGUGUCCAUUCUUUAAACUCAUCUUGUUUAAGCGAACCAUCAACACAAACUGAUGUGCUCGUGUAUGUAUCUGUAAUAGCAGCUAUCUUUUUGGCAGUGUGUGGAAACCUUCUAGUGAUCAUUUCCAUCUGUCAUUUCAAGCAGCUCCACACGCCAACCAACUUCCUAAUCCUCUCUCUGGCGGUGGCGGACUGUCUAGUCGGAUUAAUUAUACUGCCGUUUGAAUUUAAUAUCUUCUUUCUACACCGGUGCUUUGGGGCAAUGUACUGCAACAUUGGUUACAUUGCAAGUUUUCACCUGACGUGUGUGUCCAUCUAUAAUGUAGCUUUUAUUGCUAUGGACCGAUAUUUUGCUAUAAGCAACCCUUUUCUUUACUGCACUAAAAUGAAUGUUAAUAUAACACUGAAGACGAUGUCAACUCUCUGGUUGUGCUCAUUCAUUUACAAUGUAUUGCUUCUUCAUUUCAGUGAAGGUCUAACUGAUCUGAAAGAAAAUAUUACAUGUAUGAAUUGUUUUGUUUCAGUUAAUUCUAUAUGGACCAUUGUUGAUUUUGCAGUGGUAUUCUUUCUGCCAUGCAUGACUAUUGUCAUUUUAUACAUUAAAAUUUUUAAUGUUGCAAAAAAACACACAAAUAAAAUCAGGUGUGUCAGAAAACACUAUUCAAAUAGAACAAAAAAUAACGAUCUUUCUGCGGCAUCCGAGAGGAAAGCAGGAAGAACUGUCGGAAUUCUGGUGUCAGUGUUCUUACUCUGCGUCGUGCCAUAUUACACCUGUGCUUUCCUUGAUGAGUACAUGAGGACACCAUCUGCAUAUACUGCCCUUUUGUGUAUGUCAAUUCUACUAUAUGUAAAUUCUUCUCUCAAUCCAAUCAUUUAUGCUUUAUUCUAUCCAUGGUUUCAAAAGUCUAUUAAAAUCAUUGUAACACUUAGGAUAUGUCAUUCAGAGUCUUCCCUUAUGAAUGUGCUUGCAAGGGAAACAUAGUUUUUAAUUCUGCUGUACAAAUAAGAUUCAACAACAUGUUUCAUGGAUUUGGAUGUCUAUGUUUUUCAUUGUUUUUGUAUUUUAUUGUUUUUGCAAUAAGCCUGCAGAGUUCCUUAUUGCAGAUGUAACAGAUCCUAUUAAUUAAUGUGUUACCUUCAUGUUAUUGCAAUGUGAGUAUCUUUUGAGGUUUUGUCAUUAAAAGUGAAACAUUUCUUUGAAUGAAAAUCAUUUUCACCACUUAGUAAUGAAUACAAUGCUUAGGUUUCUUUUUUACUCUCUGUGAAAGGAUUUUUAAACUUUUACAGCCAAGCAGCUAGAUCAUGAAAAUAAUGGCACAGCCUUUAGCUAGUUACAAACCAACAUUGAGUUGGAAUUCACUGUAGGUAGAUAGCUUGGCAUUUAAAACUGGGAAGAAAAUAUAGAAAGGCAAAAAAAGGUUUUUAAAAACGUCUGUAAUUCACGGCUGUAAAUCAGA
Messenger RNA from Anguilla anguilla (European eel), 1588 nucleotides. Its product is annotated as trace amine-associated receptor 13c-like. Gene Ontology annotation, molecular function: trace-amine receptor activity. The record is from RefSeq and is a predicted model, not a curated record. The transcript has a single exon. The coding region runs from base 100 to 1113 and encodes 337 amino acids. NCBI's taxonomy places the organism in Eukaryota, Metazoa, Chordata, Actinopteri, Anguilliformes, Anguillidae. Gene Ontology annotation, cellular component: membrane. Gene Ontology annotation, biological process: G protein-coupled receptor signaling pathway.